AUGAAGAAGAUGAAGAUGCUGAAGAAAAAGAAGGCAAAGACGGUAAAGUCCAAAGCAGGGACGCCAAAGAUUGAAACAUCAGUCUCAAAGCGCAGCGAAUUUACGAAAGCUGCUUUGGAAGCAUCUGCGAAAGUUGGUGCUCCCGUGGGCGGUCUGAUCGUGCAAGCAUGUGAAGCAGCACAUGCUGAAGCUCCAGCAGCCCCCAAACUGCGGCCGAUCUGGAAACGUGCGCUUUGGAGGACCUAUGGCAAAACGAAAGCCGUGUCUGUGUGGGUUUCGGAAGAGUGUCUACGGGGUAAGCCCAGCUGUUGGCACUUGGCUAAGGCAUUGCACAGCAUGUAUGACAACAACCAACUGCCAGAGCAUGACGAAGACACUUCAAACAUGGUUGCCGUCUUGCCGUCGGUGGACUUCGACCCUGGAGCCUUUCCGAAACCAGACGAGUGUGACCAUCCUUUUUUUGCCUACGUCCUUUGUCGCGGAGACGCCGCUCGGGAGAUUGCGCGGGGCUUCGUCGCCGAUGUUUGCGCUAAGCAUGGGCUGAAGAAGGACAGCGAUGGCGCUUACAAAAGCGGAGACUAUCUCACCAUCGUGAAGAAGUUCCCGAAACAGUUGAAGAAAGCUGCUCAAAAUUUGCGGGCGCAUGAGUUCGACUACGAGAAAGACGAGCCACUGACCCUCAUUGACCGGGCCGGAACCAAAACGAAGGCAGCCUACAACUGCAUCACGAAAGCAACCGUGGUGCAUGAGGUCAAGAGUCUGGCGAAUAUGGCGGAUGUCAAAGUCGCCAGCAUUGACAGACCACCUAAAUGGUGCUCAGAUGGCUCCGACAAGUAUUUCAAGCUGAGUAUCCAUGGAGUUGUGCACUGGUUCAAUCUGCGAAUUCGGGCUUGCCGAAUUCUUCCACACAAGCACUUGGGCGCUUUGCCUAAUGGCGGGGAUGACGAUGCUGAAGAAGAAGCGCUCACCGAAGCAGAAGUGAAGUUUUUGCGCAAAGCCCCAUUGGCGUGGAAGCUUUCUUGCGAAGCACUACCGGAAUGCGUGUGA
This is a messenger RNA of Symbiodinium pilosum, 1047 nucleotides long. The record is from the annotation of a GenBank genome assembly. Lineage: Eukaryota; Dinophyceae; Suessiales; Symbiodiniaceae.